GUGUGUGUCUCUGUGUGUGUGUGUGUGUGUGUGUAAUCUGUGUGUGUUUCUAAGUUACCACUCUGCCCUGUUUUGAUCUGAGAGCUUCUCUUUACUUCUGUAAUCCCGCCAACCGCCCGUCUCCGUCCACCACUCCAUCCAGGGGAUUGACUGCCAUUAAGAGAUGGCUUUUUGGUGUGUGUGUGUGUGUGUGUGUGUGUGUGUGUGUGUGUGUGUGUGUGUGUGUGUGUGUGUGUGUGUGUGUGUGUGUGUCAUAGUAUACAGGAGGGGGGAGGAUGAAGUGUAAAAACACAACCACACACACUGAGAAGUGCGUCAGGCAGAAGCAUCAGUGUUGCCGUUGCAGGCUGAUGUGGGACGAGCAGGAUGGACACACCAGGCACCGAUACUUGGACCGGGACUUUUAACCCACAUGGAUGCAACCAUCUGGAAAGAUCUACAGGUCCAUCAGACCGCCGUUAAUCCUGGCAUGUCCCAGAUGAGAGACUACAGUAAUGACUGUCAUCACUUUCACUGUCUCGGUGCUGUGCCUGCUGCCCCCGGCGGUGCUGGCCCGGUGGUCGUGCGUCCGGGCGUGUCCGCCGCCCUGCUCCUGCACCCAGGAGAAGAGCUGCACGGUGCUGUGCGACCGCUCCAGCAUCUCGGAGCUGCCCAAAGAGUUCCCCUGCGAGGCGUCCGCCAUCAACCUGGACAAGAACAAACUCAAGUUCCUGUCGGAGCGGGCCUUCGGCACGCUGCCCUCCCUCAAGACGCUCUCUCUGGACCACAACAACAUCUCCUUCAUCACCCCCGGGGCCUUCAAGGGCCUUCCCAACCUGGUGGAGCUGAGAAUGGCGCACAAUGACUACAUCAGUUACCUUCACACACGGGCGUUCACGGGGCUGAAGAAGCUGGUGCGUCUGGACCUGUCAGACUGUAACCUCUUCAACAUCCCGGACCGCAUCUUCCUGGAGCAAACCGCGCUGAAGGAGCUGCUCUGCUUCCAGAACAACUUUAGGAGGAUCCCCGGGGCGUUCAGAGGCAUGGAAAACCUGACGCACAUCUACCUGGAGAGGAACCGGAUCGAGGCGGUGGCCUACAACUCCCUGCUGGGCCUGGGCAGUCUCAAGUACCUGAACCUCCAGGAAAACCGCAUCAACGUGAUCCACGACCAGUCCUUCCAGGACCUCUUGCGGCUGGAGAACUUCUACCUCAACGACAACGUGCUGUGUGACCUGCCGCGGCACGCCUUCAAGGGCCUCGUCCGCCUCAAGAUGCUCAACCUCGGGGGGAACCUGCUGACCAACGUGUCCAAGACCUGGUUCGGUGACCUGGUGGAGCUGGAGGUCCUGUACCUGGACAGGAACCAGCUGGUCUACAUCGAGGAAGGCACAUUUGAGAAUCUGACCAGCCUGAUCACGCUCCACCUGAACAGCAACAACCUCACCACCCUUCCCUUCCCCGUCUUCCAGCCCGUCUACUUCCUGGGCCGCCUCUACCUCUUCCGAAACCCCUGGGAGUGCGACUGCUCCCUGGAGUGGCUGAAGGAGUGGAUGGAAAGCUACAAGCUGGUGCGGGACAUCCCGUGCGCCUCGCCUUCCUCCGUGGCGGGGCUGGAUCUCAGCGAGGUGGUUUUCGCCAAGGUGAACGGCACGUGCGUGGACCCCGGAGAGCUGAACCUGACCACGGUGUCGUCGGAGAUAGCCUCCACCACGGAAAACCGCUUCAACAGCCUCAUUUCCAAGCUGCUGCAGCAGGAGCUCCGAGAGGAGAUGGGGAACGGGACGGAGAGCCUCCGCAACGGGACCCUGCCCGAGGACGGGCAGCUGUCUGCGGGGGUCGGAGGGCGGCAUGCCCAGGCACGCCGAUCGCUCCUCGGCUUCACCGUAGCGUGGCUCAUCUUUGGUUUGAUUGGCCGCUCAGAUAUUAAUCACAGUCUUUCUUGCACAUGAGGACUUUGGCUUCCUGACCCACAGAAACAACAAGGGGUAGCUUUUUUUGUUAAAUUGCCGAUGAGAUAAAAGAUGUUUUCAGCACACAGGAAUGCUGUUCCUUUCACGUGUGGUUGCUGGUGCGAGUUUUUCCCGCCAAAACGCAAUUCUUCACAUGGAAAGACUGGCGGCGGCAUUUAGUUCCACGCGAGCUGUUUCUAUACGAUAAUCUAGGAUAUUUAUAGAUGACACAUCUGAUGCAUAUUGUUCAUCGUAGGUUAUAUAUGAACAGCUCUGCCAAAGCUGUACGCUUGCAGGAUUGACUUCUACCGUGUGGAUUUCAAACUGUGGAUUACUGUGACGAAGUGAUGAAAAUGUACAUGUGAACAUCCACCUUUUGUUGCAUAAUGCUCAAUUUUAAUUCAACAUUACGUAAUAUUCGUAGCAUUACAUAGUCUGUUACGAGUGUUUUCUCUCUUUUUUUUGUAUUUUCAUUGACAUCUAUGUGUAAAGUUAAAGGAGAUAAGAGCUCCUGUAGUUAUCUCCUAAACAGAUGUCCUCUCUGCUCUAAAUGUGGGUUCUGCAGCUUUUCCAUAAAUGCAUUAAUCUUCUUAUUGCAUGCAGGCUCAGUGUCGUUGCCGCUUGUGUUCGCUGCAGCGUAAUGGAGGGACUCUCUCGUUCCUCCGAUGCCCCUCAUGGACAUGACCUCUCUUUAUAGGGCGGGUGUGAUUGCCAUAUGGCAGGUUGUGGAUGGGGGAGGGGGAAAGUGUCAACGCAUGUCAGUUCCCUUUGGGAUAAUAAAAGUAGGGCUGCAACUAACGAUUACUUUCAUUGUCGAUUAUUAAUGCCGAUUAUUUUCUCGAUUGUAACGCCCUGCAGUGCCCUGCUACACCAUGAACU
Molecule: messenger RNA, 2810 nt
Organism: Perca fluviatilis (European perch)
Lineage: Eukaryota; Metazoa; Chordata; Actinopteri; Perciformes; Percidae
Gene: nyx
Product: nyctalopin
Exons: 5
Coding region: 495-1931 (478 amino acids)
Cellular component (GO): plasma membrane
Molecular function (GO): protein binding
Source: RefSeq, a predicted model, not a curated record